Molecule: messenger RNA, 810 nt
Organism: Polistes dominula (European paper wasp)
Lineage: Eukaryota; Metazoa; Arthropoda; Insecta; Hymenoptera; Vespidae
Source: RefSeq, a predicted model, not a curated record
AUGCAGCACGAAUUAGCAAGGAUAAAAAAAUUGGAAGGUGGUGAUAAUUGGAAUCUCUGGAAAUUCCAAGUUACAAUUUUGUCAAAGUCUUGUAAUAGCUGGGAUGUUGUAAAUGGUAAAGCGGCACUAGAAGCUUUGGAUGCAAGCGCAGAAGCCAGAAGAGAAUAUGAGAAGAACAAAGCCGCAUGGUGCAAGGCAAAUGCUAUCGCACAGAAGAUAAUUGCUACUACAAUUUCUGAACAGGGUAUGAUGCAUAUCAUUAAUUGUGAUAAUUCAAAAAGCAUGUGGGAUAAACUUGUUGCGGUUUACAAAAGAAGAUCGAAAACUAGGAUACAUGCUUUACAGCAACAAUGGUAUACGAUCACUAAACGUUCAGAGGAUGAUAUAGCAACACACGUAUCGAAGCUGGAGGAUAUAGCACACAGACUGAACCUCAUGAGUACGAGUAUAUCUGAUAAGAUGUUGAUGACAAAGAUUCUUUUAACUUAUCCAGAAGGCUUUGACCAUUUCAUGAGUGCUUGGGAAUCUACACCAGAAGACCAACGCACAAAGGAAAAUCUAAUAUCGAGAUUAUCAAUAGAGGAAAUGCGUCUGAAUCAGAGGGAAAAAAGCAACAAAAACGCUUUAAUGUCGGGUCUUUACUCAAAACGUCACUGUCAAAACAACAAAUAUGGCAAAAAGAAUCUGCAAAAUCAAAAUAAGCAGUAUAAAAGUAACUGCAAACCUGGGAAAUGCCAUAAGUGUGGGAGACCCGGACAUAGGGCAAGAGAAUGUCGCUCCAUAAUACAACUACGUCAAAAGGUCAGGUAG